GUACUGAGAAUAUACCAAAUUGACCAAAUUUACUUCGUUUUCUCAGUCAACACAGAAAAUCCAUCUUCCAUUAAUAUAUAUAAACUAUAUUCUCUCUUGUUAUUCAUUUCUUUGUUCGUUGUCAACAUGGGUUCUGUUUUGUUCUUGAUUAUGUUAAUUCUUCCAUUGGUUUAUAAUGUUGCUGCUGAUUGUUCUAAUGGAGCUUGCAAGCUUGGUGAUGAGUGCAAUUCUGAUGAAGAUUGUGGAACUGGACUCUACUGUUUCGAUUGUUCACUUGAAUUUGAUGGGAAAAGGUGUGUGAGAUCAUCUGUUACAGAUCAAUUCAAGCUCAUUAAUAAUUCUCUACCAUUCAAUAAAUAUGCAUUUUUGACAACGCAUAAUGCAUUUGCAAUUGAAGGGGAACCAUCUCACACAGGUGUGCCUCGAAUUACUAUCACCAACCAAGAAGACACCAUCACCCAACAACUUAACAAUGGAGUUCGGGCACUAAUGUUAGAUACAUAUGAUUUUGAUGAUGAUGUGUGGUUAUGUCAUUCAUUUCAAGGUCAUUGUCAUGACUUCACCGCAUUUGAACCAGCUAUUGACACAUUGAAGGAAAUUGAAGCAUUUUUGUCAGCAAAUCCAAAUGAAAUUGUCACACUUAUCUUGGAAGAUUAUGUUGAAGCCCCAAAUGGUUUGACAAAUGUCUUCAACAAAGCUGGUCUUAAGAAGUAUUGGUUUCCAUUGGCUAGUAUGCCAAAAAAUGGUGGAAAUUGGCCUCUAGUGAGUGAUAUGGUAGCCAAAAACCAAAGAUUGCUAGUGUUCACUUCUAAAAAGGCCAAGGAACAAAGUGAAGGCAUUGCUUACCAGUGGAAUUACAUGGUUGAAAAUCAGUAUGGAGAUGGUGGAAGGAAAGAAGGAAGUUGUCCAAACAGGGGAGAAUCACCUCCUCUUAAUGACAAAAGCAAAUCUCUAGUGUUAGUAAACUAUUUUAGAACAGCUCCACUUAAGCCAAUCACAUGUGAAGAUAAUUCUGGUGGACUCAUUGAUAUGUUGCAAACUUGUUAUGGUGCUGCUGGUAACCGUUGGGCUAACUUUGUUGCUGUUGAUUUUUAUAAGAGGAGUGAAGGAGGAGGGUCAUUUCAAGCUGUGGACACUCUCAAUGGAGAGCUAUUGUGUGGAUGUGAUGAUGUUCAUACAUGUGUGCCUGGAUCAACUUCACAUGCUUGCUCACAACCAUAGAAAGUACAGUGACAAGGGCAACAACCGACUGGAAAUAAUUCAGAUGUUCAAUUACUAUUAUAAUUUUCAGUGAUUGAAAUAUGAAAGCACUACUCAUUAGCAUAGUAUUAUCCACACUCAUGGUUGUGACACAUCAUAUUAAUUCCAAUAUUGCAAAAAUAUAAAGAUAUUUAAAAAUUAAAGUUAAACUAAAAA
Messenger RNA from Medicago truncatula (barrel medic), 1416 nucleotides. RefSeq names its product PI-PLC X domain-containing protein At5g67130. Bases 127 to 1221 code for a protein of 364 amino acids. Gene Ontology annotation, biological process: lipid metabolic process. Gene Ontology annotation, molecular function: phosphoric diester hydrolase activity. The transcript has 8 exons. NCBI's taxonomy places the organism in Eukaryota, Viridiplantae, Streptophyta, Magnoliopsida, Fabales, Fabaceae. The record is from RefSeq and is a predicted model, not a curated record.